Messenger RNA from Capsicum annuum, 1470 nucleotides. RefSeq lists its product as uncharacterized. Gene Ontology annotation, molecular function: cysteine-type peptidase activity. The record is from RefSeq and is a predicted model, not a curated record. The transcript has 8 exons. NCBI's taxonomy places the organism in Eukaryota, Viridiplantae, Streptophyta, Magnoliopsida, Solanales, Solanaceae. The coding region runs from base 1 to 1470 and encodes 489 amino acids. Gene Ontology annotation, biological process: proteolysis.
AUGAAGAAAGGAAAGAAAACUGCUAGGGUUAUUUUUCCUCAGGCACAGUCAAAGGCAGAUAGUCAUGUAGAGGAAGUAGCUCUGUCAAAGCCUGAGAGACAUAUCGAGAAAAAAGCCUAUGAUGAAUUUCGUGACAAGAUCAUUGUUGAGAAAACGAAUGGAACAAAUUUGUCUGAUUCGCAGUUUACAAUCCCAGAUGAGUUGUUACCAAGUCUUAAUGCAUACCGGAGAGAAAGCAACAUGACACAACCAUCGACAACCCGUGAAGAAGAACCAAGUGAUGAACAUUUCAAUAAUAAAAAGUUCGAGUUUGUUGUUCAACAUCAUUGUCAGGAAAAAAAUAAAAAUAUUGGAUCGAGCUCUAAACUAGACAUGCACGGAGAGGUUGAUCUUAGUACGGAGGAGCAAAUUAUGACACCUCCUAAAAUACAAGAAUUAAGCACUGAUGAACAAAGGAAUGAACCAGUUUGUCCUGAUUCACAAAGCACAAUCCUUGAUAAGCUGCUUCCUAGUCUGAAUGCAGACAGUAGUAAGAGCAUCAUUGUUCAUCCCUCUCGUCAACUUCAAACCCCUGUUCAAAAAAUACGGAUUAGGCGACCAUUCAAAUUCAAGGAGUCACCUUACACGACGAAAUUUGAUUCAGCUGUCGAGAGCUCAGCAGGGCACAUACAUAUAUUCCCCCAGAAACAUCCAUUUGCUUAUCAUCCGAUUGAUGGGAUAGUGGAUACGAAGAUUGUCAACAAGUUCAUGGAUUGGAUUUCUGAAGACCUUCUCAAAGUUCAUGCUAAAAGGAAGGCAAAUGAGGAUCAUUUCAAAAGGGAGAAAUCAACUAUUCCAGUGAUGCAUUUUGGAGUUGAGACUGUUGAAGAUAAAAAUCGGUUCUACACAAUGAGGUUCCCUGAUAAGACAUGGACAAGCUCGCAAAUUGAUGUUUGCUUCUACUACUUGAGGAAGAAGCCGAAGUAUGACCCCAACAGGUCUUACAAAUUCAGCACAGUAGAUUGCAACUUUAUGAACAUAAUUAGAUUUGUUCGUGAUGCUAAUUCUGUGGAUGAUGCAAUCAAUAUAAAGGAAAAACAUCAUUGGGUGCUAGCAGUUUUAUCCUUCUCAGAGAGUUGCAUAUUCUUAUAUGAAUCAUCUAGUCAUUAUUCGAUUGUUCUUGGUAAGAUCGAGAAAUUAGCUACGAUUAUCCCAUUGUGUCUCCAACAGUGUAAUUUCUACGUUAAGAAAGGAAUUCAGGUUGAAAACCAUCCAAGAUACAAAGACAAAGACUCGUCGGAUAUGUUUGAUGUGUUAUUUCAAGAGAAUUUGCCUCAACAACCGAGUGAAAGCUUGGAUUGUGGUGUCUAUAUGGUUACAUAUGCAGAGUGUGUUUCUUAUGGUCACAAAGUUCUUGCGAAUGAGUUCGACCCCAAUGCACGUCGUAUAAGAUAUGUUGUACUUUUGUGGGACUAUGAGAUCCAGAAAUAA